UUCAUUUUUUCGAGGCCGCCUGUUUCGAAAAAAGACAGGCCAACUCGCUCAGUGACACACAGCCACCAUGAAGCCGGGUCUACGGGUCUCGCUUGGCGCCUUGCUGCUGCUACUCUGUGCACCGACGGGCGCCGAAGGCGGGCGCAUUUUGGUGUGGUACACCGACGGCAGCCACUGGAUCAACAUGAAGCCCGUACUGGAGACGCUAGUGGACCGGGGACACCACGUCACCGUCCUGGUCCCCAACGUUUCGCUCUUCAUGAAAGCCAGUGACGAAUCCCGCUUCCACUACGAGCAGUUCAACGUCACCUUCGAACUGGAAGACUUUAUGAAGUUCAUGGAUGAGUUCCUUGCCUUCUCCAUGUACGAGAUGGACCGCAUGAACAUUUUUCAGGUCUACAUGAAGUUCAUGACCUUGAUGAAAAACGACCUGCAGUAUUCUUUGGGCUAUCUGGACGGCGUGAUGAAGUCAGAUGUCAUCAAGAGGAAGUUGAAGGAAGGCAACUAUGAUCUUGUCCUGGCUGACCCCAUUUACCCGGGCAGUGACCUCUUAGCUGAGAUACUGGAGGUCCCCCUGGUCCUCUCCUUGCGCUUCUCGAUGGUUCAUAACAUGGAGAGGUACUGCGGUCAGAUGCCUGCCCCGCCUUCUUUUGUGCCGGGCGCCAUGAGUAAGCUGACUGACGAGAUGGACUUCUACGAGAGGGUGCAGAACUUCCUCUUCUACGCCUUGAAUGACUUGGUUCUAAACCAAGUCUUCUGGCAAGAAAUGGAUCGAUACUACACAGAGAUCAAAGGCACGCCCACCAGCGCCUGCGAGUUGCUUGGCAAGGCAGACAUCUGGCUGAUAAGGACAUACUGGGAUUUUGACUACCCUCGCCCUUUCCUGCCCAACUUCAAGUUUGUCGGCGGGAUCCACUGCAGACCGGCGAAAGCUCUACCCGAGGAUAUGGAAGACUUUGUGCAGAGUUCAGGUGAAGACGGCAUUGUGGUUUUCACUUUGGGAUCCUUCAUCAACAACAUCACCACGGAGAAGGCCAACAUGAUCGCUUCGGGUCUUGCUCAGAUUCCCCAGAAGGUGCUUUGGAGAUACAGCGGCGAGAAGCCAGCCACUUUGGCCCCCAACACAAGAACAUACGACUGGAUCCCUCAGAACGACCUGCUGGGUCACCCCAAGACACGGGCCUUCAUCACCCACGGGGGCACCAACGGCAUUUAUGAGGCCAUCUACCACGGGGUCCCCUUGGUGGGCAUCCCCAUGUUCGCUGACCAGCCAGACAACAUGGUGCACAUGAAGGCCAAGGGCGCCGCAGUCACCUUGGAGCUAAACUUCAUGACGUCCGAAGACCUCAGCAACGCCAUCAAGACUGUCAUUAACGACAAGUCGUACAAGGAGAACGCCAUGCGGCUGUCCAGGAUCCACCACGACAGACCCAUGACCCCGCUGGACGAGGCCGUGUUCUGGAUUGAGUUCACCAUGAGACACAAAGGGGCCCAGCACUUAAGGGUCCAGGCUCACGAACUCACCUGGUACCAGUACCACAGCCUGGAUGUGAUGGGAUUCCUCCUGGCCGCCGUCCUCCUCGCCACGCUCCUCUUCGUCAAGACUUGCAAGUUGUGUCUGGGCAGAUGCUGCGGCCGGAAGAGGGCGACAAAGAGAAAGGCUGAGUAGGGUAAAGCGAAAGACCUACAAGGUGGAUUUGAAUAUACAAUAGAGCUGUAAGUUAGCUUACCACCAACAUGUGUGAAUGUGGAGUUAAUGUAUGAUGGGUUCUCAAUUCUCACUGUAUGCUUUGAGUGUUCAGAAAAAAGCGCUGUAUAAAUGUAAUCUGUUAUUAUUAUUAAAGUUACCCGCUUUAAUUUAUGUGAUUAAU
This is a messenger RNA of Entelurus aequoreus (snake pipefish), 1871 nucleotides long. Its product is annotated as UDP-glucuronosyltransferase 2A2-like. Gene Ontology annotation, molecular function: UDP-glycosyltransferase activity. Lineage: Eukaryota; Metazoa; Chordata; Actinopteri; Syngnathiformes; Syngnathidae. Bases 68 to 1669 code for a protein of 533 amino acids. The transcript is spliced from 6 exons. The record is from RefSeq and is a predicted model, not a curated record.